GGUUGAUCUCAAGGUCUUACUUGAACUAUCCAAGUUUGUUAGUUUGACUUAGUUCUACUGGAUAGCUGCGUGUGAAACUGGAUUCACUUUUGUUCCCACUUCAAAAAUGUUAGCGGGUUUGUUUAGUAAUUUGAUACAUAAGCCUGAAGUUCUGUGUCGAAAAUCAAUUUUUCAUUUUGUGAAUGUUCGAAAAUGUCCAUAUAGCACUGAACAAGAUGAUAUACCGUUUCAUCUCAUGGUUGAAGGUUAUUAUGACAAGGCUUCAGCCCUUGUUGAACAAAAUUUGAUGUCAAAACUUCAAUCAAAAGCGCCAGAUAAUGAAAAAACAAAGAUUGUUAAAGGAACCCUUAACAUAAUUCGGCCACCUACUCACAUUUUCGAGGUUAACUUUCCCCAUAAAGCCGAUGACGGAACGUUCAAGAUCAUUCAGGGCUUUAGAGCUCAACAUAGUGUGCACAGGCGACCCACUAAGGGUGGCAUUCGGUAUAGUAUGGAUGUAUGCAGAGAAGAAGUUAUGGCUCUUGCUGCUCUGAUGACCUACAAAUGUGCUGUCGUAGAUGUUCCGUUUGGUGGUGCCAAGGGGGGAAUUAAGAUAAAUCCUAAAGACCACUCUCCGGCAGAAUUAGAAAGGAUAACCCGUCGGUUUGCACUAGAGUUGGCAAAACAAGGAUUUCUUGGUCCUGGAACUGAUGUUCCUGCUCCGGAUAUGGGGACUGGACCCCGGGAGAUGAGCUGGAUUGCGGAUACGUAUGCAAACACCGUAGGACAUAACGAUAUGCACAGUCAUGCUUGUGUAACAGGAAAGUCUAUCGCUAUGGGUGGUAUUCACGGUCGCAUUUCUGCAACAGGACGCGGGGUCUAUCAUGGGAUAGACAACUUCUUAAAUAACCCAAGAUAUGCAGAUGCUAUCGGUUUAUCCCCGGGGCUGAAGGAUAAAACUUUCAUUGUUCAGGGAUUCGGGAAUGUUGGUUUGCAUACAAUGCGUUAUCUUGUACGAGCUGGUGCAAAAUGUAUUGGUAUUGCUGAAAUCGACGGACAGAUUUACAACGCAGAUGGUAUAGACCCACGAGAACUCGAAGAUUGGCAAAUUGCAAACGGUACGAUUGUUGGCUUUCCACAUGCAAAACCAUAUACAAAAGGUUCUCUUCUUUUCGAAGAAUGUGAUAUCCUUAUUCCUGCGGCAAAUGAAAAACAAAUCCAUAGUGGCAACGCUGAUAAGAUCAGAGCGAAAUUAAUUGGGGAGGGUGCAAAUGGUCCCACCACACCAAAAGCUGAUAAAAUACUGCGGGAGAAGAAUAAGCUGGUUAUUCCAGAUUUGUAUCUGAAUGCUGGUGGUGUUACUGUCUCGUAUUUUGAAUGGCUUAAAAAUUUAAAUCACGUGAGCUAUGGUCGACUAACCUUUAAGUACGAACGAGAUUCCAACUAUCAGUUACUAAAUAGUGUACAACAGUCUCUAGAGAAGAAGUUCGCUGACAAAAUACCGAUUACACCAUCCGAAGAUUUUCAGCUUCGCAUUGCGGGGGCAUCUGAACGCGAUAUUGUUCACUCUGGUCUGGAGUAUACUAUGGAGCGAUCUGCUAAACGCAUCAUGAAUAUUGCGAAUGCCUACAACCUUGGAUUAGAUGUUCGUACAGCUGCAUAUAUCAGUGCGAUUGAAAAAAUAUACAAUGUCUACCUGGAAUCUGGCUUUGUCUUCACUUAAAUGUAUUGUGCAAAUUCAUGUCUUUAUGGUCGAAAUUGCAAUUACGGCAUAGUAAAAAGGAACUACACAUCAUUUGUAUCAAUAAAAGAUAUUCAAUUGGCAGUUCUUUUAUGUAAUCAAAAUAAAAUAUCUUUUAUAGGCACCGAGGUUUUACUUACGCCUGUGUCCUCGUUCACAACACUAUGACUUGAGAUAGGGCAUUGUUAAUGCUUAUGCCAUUCAAUGGAGAUGCAAAUGGACACCUUUCAAUGCAUUAAAUAAAUUCGUUUGUUAGCAGCAAAUGAGUGGCGUGACAAUCUGCUGAAUCAAUAUUUAAAAGAGGUAGAAGCUGGACUAACUUUAUGUACCUUACGUAUGUUAAACAAAUAUUUUGUAAACAAGAGACUUUUGUCCUCUUAUGCACUAUUACGAACAUUGCAACCGCCGUAAGUAAACGGCUUGUUUGAACAAGAAAACUAAUUUUUCAUACAUCUGACUGUUUGCUUGAUGGAAUUGACCGUUUAUAAGUUCAAGUUUGCUAUCUAUUCAUAGUGUCCAUACUAUCUGUGAGUUUAUACAUUCAAACAUAAUUUACUUGUUCAACAAAAAAAUGACACAUACCGUUACACCGUCGUGUAAAUAAAGUUUAUUACUUUUAAUAUGUAGCUAAAGUGAAUAAAUAUAUCUAUUUCC
Molecule: messenger RNA, 2374 nt
Organism: Schistosoma curassoni
Lineage: Eukaryota; Metazoa; Platyhelminthes; Trematoda; Strigeidida; Schistosomatidae
Source: the annotation of a GenBank genome assembly